Peromyscus eremicus (cactus mouse) is the source of this 1805-nucleotide messenger RNA. RefSeq names its product F-box/WD repeat-containing protein 12-like. The transcript is spliced from 10 exons. Lineage: Eukaryota; Metazoa; Chordata; Mammalia; Rodentia; Cricetidae. The coding region runs from base 57 to 1457 and encodes 466 amino acids. The record is from RefSeq and is a predicted model, not a curated record. Gene Ontology annotation, molecular function: protein binding.
UAUCCAACGGCGGCCGGCGGAAGCGAGCCAGCGGGGUCUAGGGCGCGGCGAGCAGGAUGGCGCCGCAGCUUGGCCCCCACGAGCUGGUGCACGUCUUCUCCUUCCUGGAGGCCCGCGACCUGCUGCGCGCGGGGCAGGUGAACAAGGUCUGGAAUGAGGUUUCAAUGACCAAGGAACUGUGGAGGCAGCUGUGUCUGAGACGCUGGGCCUCCUGCAAAGCCUUCCCCAUGGUCGUGGGCACACAGACAUGGAGGCAGUACUAUUUCUGCCGGUCGGAGCUGGAGUUCCGUAUGGAAUCUGGGCGGCCGCAGGACUUCAUCUGCAAAUCUAUUUCUGGGCACACAGGAAAGAUAGAUCAGCUGGCCUACGUCACACCCCACGAGUACCGCUUUGAUGAAAGGGCAAAGUCCGUGGUCUGCACGGUGUCUUCAGACUGUACCGUACGUGCCUGGGACCUACACGAGGGCACAGAGGUCUGGUCCAGCCCUGUGCAGCCUGCUCCUCUGAUGAGUUUGGUGGCCUAUCCUCUGCUGCAGCUGGUGGUCACAGUGGACACACAGGGCCUGAUCAUCGGGUGGAAAGCGGAGACUGGGUCUCUGUGGGCCUCAUUCUGCCUUCCAACCUUCUGUUCUUCCAUGGAGGCCUGCGGCCACUCAGAGGGCCCCUUCCUGAUGGUAGCCUGUGCUGAAGGGAACCUCUACACUCUGACAGUACCUCAGCUGCAAGUGGUCUCCAAAGUGGCCACAUUUUCUCAUACCUCUGUGAGCCUCACGUGCUCACCUGACCAACAGUGGGUGUUUGUGUUUGCACAAGGAUCAGACUUAGGUCCAAAGGUGUUCUAUACUCAGUCCUUGCUCUACCCAUCCGAAGACGGGCUUCCUGUCUCCACCAGCCUCCCUGUCAGGCUGAGUUCCAGAGCCUGCUGGGCUCCUGAGGAGGCAGCCAGGCUGAUGGUGAUGCACAGAGAUGUCAGAGGCAUGCAUCUGGUCAUCACUACCUUCGAUUUAAAGGCCAGCAAGUCCAGGGACAGAGUGAGCAUCCUGGAACAACAGCUGGCUAGCUUCCCCCUGCCGGACACUAUGACUCCUCACCUCAUGCAGGGCCACGGCUCCCAAGUGAUCCUGCUGGCCUCCAGGUCAGAGCUGGUGCUAUUCACCAUCCACGGCCUGCAGCUGAUGGCCUUCCAGGACCACCAGAGGCCCAUCACGUCAAUGUGGGUGGAUCCAACCUGUGUCAUCACCUCUUCCUUGGACCUGUCCCUGCGUGUCUAUGUGUGGAAUAAGGAGAAGACAUGUCCUGUCCUCAAGAGCUGCUAUCAGUUGCUUGGGGGAUCUCACAGAUGGGCCAGUGGAUUUACCCACGUGAAAAGUGACAGCAUGAGCAUCGCUGGGGUUGAAGCCAGAAGCAAUGGAGCAAGUAUUCUGAGGUCAUAUUGCUACAAAGUCCAGCUUAGCUAGACUCCGCCAGUGGAAUUGCUCGUGCUUUGUUUGUGUGCAUGCAAACACCUUACCAAAGAUGUUGUCAACUUGGGGAAACGAACUGGUAGGAUGACUACUGUCUGAUCACAGUGAGCCAGUGGAGUAUAUUCUGUUGUCUUGUUUGUCUUGCUCAGAAAAACAAAGGAGAAUAAGUAGCCACUGCCAACCAGUCUUCCAGAUGCUAAGCAACGUGCCUGAGGCUUCUCAGAUUGCUGGUCACAGACGGCGUAGACUGUGAUGGAGCUAGAGAACCUGCUUACUUAGUGUCAGGAUUGCAACAGAGUUGUUCUUGUUAUCCAGAAUGUCAUUAAAAUAUUUUUAUCUGCC